UUCACGGUCCAUUGUUAUACAGCGUGACGCCGGGUAGAUAUAAAAGGAGUGAGCGAGUGAGUGCGAGUAUUAGGAGACAACAGGUGAUUGAAGUCACAUCAUGGAGUUCUUGAAAGUCCUCGUGGUUUUGUUCGUGGUUUUUCAAGGUUCGCUCUCUCGGUCUAUUAGUUCUGAGGAUGAGCUACGCGUCAUCGUUGGAAAUCUAGAGAAACUAGUAGCACGUUUAAGGCAAUAUGUAGCUGACAGCAAUAUGCCCGGGUACUCGAUGCGCGAGAACGGACCAGUGAGCCAGUAUACACCAGAAUUGCCUGCUCAUAUACAAGAAUUGCCUGUCCACACACCAGAAUUGCCUGUCCACACACCAGAAUUGCCUGUCCACACACCAGAAUUGCCCGCCCACACACCAGAAUUGCCCGUCCACACACCAGAAUUGCCUGUCCACUCACCAGAAUUGCCUGUCCACUCACCAGAAUUGCCUGUCCACUCACCAGAAUUGCCUGUCCACUCACCAGAAUUGCCUGUCCACUCACCAGAAUUGCCUGCUCACACACCAAAAUUGCCUGCUCACACACCAGAAUUGCCUAUCCCCAGUACUAGACCACCACCCCAUACAAGGGGAUUCCACGAUAACAAACAGGACCCCUCCUCUCCAACACACGAACGGCUCUACCAAAUGUUUGGAAAGGUUCUGGAACCAUACUUCGGCAGUUUUCCAAGUGGACCAUAUACAUCAAAGAUGUCCUUAACACCACGUGACAUUGUGACAAAGCUGAAUGCAUGGUACAACAAAGACAACAAACUGAUGUUCGAAGAACAGACCUUCUACAGUGUUGGCAAACAACUCUUGGGUGCUCAUCUCCAGUGUGCAAAGACAAAAUUGAACCAAAUAGUUUUCUACGUUUUGAAGGACCAAGCACGUGCAAUGGCCGCGGAUGACCGAAACAUGAACACGCGUGUGAGGGCGAUUCUAGAGAGCUGGAUAACGGAUACGGCCACUGUAGACAAAGUCAGCCAGAAAAUUGUUUUGGCAGCGCACAGACACACCUACGGGGAGAUCAUGGAGUAUAUUAGAUAUUUCCAGUUUAAGGAUAUCAUGGAAUUCCUUGCAAACAUGAAAAUGCUUCUAUGGAGGACUGAGCAGAAUAAAUGGUCCCCAGUCAUGUUCGAUGAAAAACUCAAUCAACUUUUGACAAACAAUGGAUUUGUCUUUAAAUGUCCGAGCAUGAACGAUCUAUGGCGAUUUCACCAAGAAAUUGUUAGCCGUUUUCAAGAAAAGUUAUUCGAAACCCCAACCUUGACUGAGACAGAAGCCUGGAUGAGGAAAGUCCUACCUACCUACAUGUCUACAGACGCCACCCCCGCCAUUACUGCCAUACUUCAAGCGUACAAGGACUACGUCAAGUCGACAAUGUUGCACUUCAAGCAAGUAGAAAAUCACGUGACAACCAGAAAUCCGACAGACAUCACAAACUUCAUGUCUAAAUUUCUCUCACCGUAUCAACUCCAAUAUCUGCAAUCUAUCUUUGAAUUCCUCAACACUGGGAACACUAGCGAAAUGCGAAAACGACAAUUGGGUAACGAAAAUGUGCGUUCCAAUGGUAUUUAAUAGAUGUGGAUGCGCCUGGACUCCUGUACCGUAUAAAGAUUGUACCGUACAACGACAUCGAAGAAUAGUACCCAAACCGUUCACAAAGGAUUAUUCCGUUACAUAGUUCAUUUGCUGGCCCGUUCCUUGUGCUUCAUUAAGAACUGUUAAUGCAAAUGUUUAUUACGUUAUGUUUGAAAAAUAAAAGUAUCAAAUAUUA
Messenger RNA from Ostrea edulis (European flat oyster), 1805 nucleotides. RefSeq lists its product as uncharacterized. The coding region runs from base 101 to 1606 and encodes 501 amino acids. The record is from RefSeq and is a predicted model, not a curated record. The transcript has 7 exons. NCBI's taxonomy places the organism in Eukaryota, Metazoa, Mollusca, Bivalvia, Ostreida, Ostreidae.